Molecule: messenger RNA, 939 nt
Organism: Papaver somniferum (opium poppy)
Lineage: Eukaryota; Viridiplantae; Streptophyta; Magnoliopsida; Ranunculales; Papaveraceae
Product: cytochrome P450 76A2-like
Exons: 2
Coding region: 1-939 (312 amino acids)
Molecular function (GO): iron ion binding; heme binding; monooxygenase activity
Source: RefSeq, a predicted model, not a curated record
AUGGAUCUUAAAUCUGCAAUUGGGAAUGAACUCUAUCAACAUCUCGAAGAGAUUGGAUUGGCAAUUACAAAGCCUAACGUAGCUGAUUUCCUUCCAUGGUUCCGAAAUUUAGACCCACAGAAUUUGGCCAGCAGAACAAAGAAGGCAAUUCAUGCAUGUGUAAACAUCAUUGAUGGAUUUGUAAAGGAGCGAAGGAGCAAGGGUGUUUUUGGCAAUAAAAACGAGGGCCAGGAUUAUUGGGAUUUGUUAAUGGACUUCGAAGGCAAUGGCAAAGAUGAACCAAGGAAACUGUCAGAUGGACAAAUAAAUUGGAUCAUAUCUGAAAUGUUUAUCACUGGAAUCGACACACUAACCACUUCCGUAGAAUGGAUAAUGACAGAAGUUAUCCGCAAACCAGAGGUAAUGAGGAAAGCCAAAGAUGAGAUUUCCCAAGUUGUUGGAAAUAAUAAAAAGAUUGAAGAAAGUGAUAUUGAAAGUUUACCUUAUCUAGGUGCAGUGAUUAAAGAAGCACUGAGAUUGCAUCCACCAGCUCCUUUCCUUAUACCACGCACUACUAUUGAAGACACAGAAUUCAUGGUAUAUAUUAUACCCAAGGACACAGCUGUGUUAGUUAAUGUUUGGGGUAUUGGGAGGGAUCCAGCAUUAUGGGAUGAUCCGUUCUCAUUCAAUCUUGAACGUUUCUUAGGAAAUACUACGGAUUACCGCGGGAAACAUUUUGGAUUACUGCCGUUUGGAGCUGGAAGACGUAUAUGUCCUGGCAUCUCCAUGUCCCACCAAAUUCUUCACAUUGUGGUUGGGUCAUUGCUUCAAUCUUUCGACUGGACCCUCGAAUAUGGCGUCACACCUGAAUCCAUAGACUUGAACGAAAAACUAGAGACGACACUGCAAAAGUCCACUCCUUUAAGAAUAAUACCGAGAGCAUCGGCUCUUGCAACAUGA